Molecule: messenger RNA, 3120 nt
Organism: Acaromyces ingoldii
Lineage: Eukaryota; Fungi; Basidiomycota; Exobasidiomycetes; Exobasidiales; Cryptobasidiaceae
Exons: 5
Coding region: 186-2822 (878 amino acids)
Source: RefSeq, a predicted model, not a curated record
CGCGCGCGUGGCUUUCAAUUAAAGGCCGCCCGACAAGGCUGAUCUUCGUCAGACGUCAAGAGGUGGUGAGUGGCUUCCGAACUUGAUGGGCUCUCGGCCCAACAGCAAAGACGAUGUGCGAUCACCGCCAUAGUCGCAAGGAGAUGAUUAAUUAUCCUUUUCUUUGCUUGAGCGGCUGACCCAAGAUGGUUGUCUUCCUCGAUGUGGUCAGUCUCGAGCCUUCGGUAGGCUUUUGUGAGACUAGCAUUGAGAUGGCCGACGUUAACGAGAGCGCUGCCGGGCCCUCGUCGCCACGGGCCCCCACGACGCUGUCGGAGGACUCACAAUCAAUUAGCGCCACUGCACCCGAGACAGCCGCCAGCGACGGCUCAGGCGAUGUCGGGGCACAGCCGACACGUUCUCCAGCUAAUGGAGACAGGAUGUCCGUCGCAGCCAUGGUGACGCCCACGGGAUCGCCCAAGCCUCCAAGCACCCCAGAGAGGCAGAUCAACCCUCAACGUGCCGAGAUCAACGACGAUGAUGGGCCGAAAGGCGCGGGGGGAAAGCAGGGAACCUCAAAUGGCGCUGCUGAGGAGGGGAAAUCUGCGCCUUCGCAACCCGGCGAGGAGGUCGAUCGAAGCGCUGAAGAGACUGAACGCGACACAAAAGUGACCGAUGGCUCUGAUGGGGAGGUAGACAGGCAGAUUCCUGGAUCCGCGAAGGAAGGCAGGGAGGAUGCAGACCAAGAUGAAGGGCAUGAAGGCGAUGGUGGCGAUGACAACGAGGGCGACGAUGACGGAGAGGACGAGGGAGAGGAUGUCAACGAUGACUCCGAGGAGGAAGAAGAGGAGGAGGAUGACGACGAUGAUGAUGCGUCAGACUCAGGAAGCGAGGAUGAUAGCAGGAGCGUCAGUCGAGAGUCAGCCAUGGAAGGGGUCGAAGCGACCGAAGCUGAAGGGAAAAGAGAAAGCGGCACAGCCGAGCCGUCACAGGAAAAAGGCGAUGCAGAGAUGGAUCAUGAGAAAGGAUCAGACGGAGGCAAGGAUGCAGGGGAAGGUGCAACCGAAGAAGCAAGCGGCCACAUUGCUGCCCCCAAGCCCAAGCCAAAGAAGAAGCGACGGAUCACUCCAUCCCUUGAGCCUGCACCUCAAGGUCCCCCUCCUCGGCCAACGGUCAGGCUUGCGCUCAUCGUCUCACACGACGACGACUCUGAGUACAUGGCCAACGUACCUGUGGAAGUGUACAAACACCUCAAGGCUAAGAAUGACCCUUACGCAGCGUGGUUCGAAGAGUCAAAAGGUAUCAGUUCUGCUUUGGCACAGGAAGAGGCCGAGCAAGAACGAGGGAGCCAGCGACCGGAUUUGUCGGAAUUUGGCGAUCUUGCCCGGCUUCUCGAGAAGUAUCCAGUCGACAAGGGCAACAAAAAGCGGAAACGAGCAGGUCCAGACGACGAAUACGAUGUACGUGACCCCUUUGUCGAUGACUCUGAGCUCAAUGUCGAUGAGCCCACGCAUUCAGCCAAGCCGAGCUCCGAUGGUUUCUUCGUCACGGAAGGUCCUGUGGAGCUGGCCCAGAUGAAGAGGAGCAAACAACUCGCCAACAAAGCAUCUGGCGCUUCAAACGGCGGAGCAGCCGGUUCUGGAGGGAGCGGCGGAGGACCGGGGGGUGCAAAGAGGUCAGCGGCACCCGUAUUUACACAACCCGUUGACGGAAUCGGUGGUGUAGGCGAAAUCAUGAUCGAGCACCCGUCGUCAAAGGUGCUGCCUCAGGUCAACAUUCUUCUUCAUAGAUGGGCAGUCUAUACGGGUGCUGUCCAUCCGCAGCCGCCACCACCAGUGGCGCAGGCUCAGGUUGACGGCAGCGGGCGCGAAGCCGCUGAAGGAGCAGGCGCAAUGGGUGUCAGCAGUCUCCUCAAUGGUCCCAAUCCAAGUGAAUCUCCGGUCCGUUUCGACGGGACACGACAAAGCCCCAUCAAGGUCGAUGACGACGACGGCGAUCCACGAAAGCCAGCGCCGCCGCUUAAUGACGCACGUAAAGCCUCUCGAUACCCUACGAUUCCCGUCGACCUGAAGCUGCAAGAGGCAUUCGACAACCUGCGACAGCAAAUUGCUCGUGAAUCGUGGCUCAACAAAGCAAAGUUCCCACCGGCUCUCAAGCCACCUCUCGUUAACGUGGCCAUGCUCGCCAUUGACCUUGGAGAAUACACCGACAACUUCUUCAACCACCUCCCGCAGCUCUUUCCCUAUAAUCGCUUUACUAUGCAGGUCAGUAAACUCACCAAGCGGGAGGCGUUUAACAGUCAUCAUCAGAAGAUGAUCGAUCUCCGAGAAGUGCACAUCGAAGCCUUGCAACGGCAGAUCCAAGAACAUCUGCCAGCCUACAAGCGCGAGUACGAAGAGGCCUAUCAGAGAUGGCUUGACGAAGGCGGGGCAGACAAGGAAGGAGCUCAACAUGACGGUCCUGGCGCAUCCACGCCGGCGGGCGAAGCCACGAACGAGGAGGCUGGCCUAGCUGACGGCGAAGAUGAGGGUGCUCCAAAGAGUGAGGGCUCAAAGCCGGUCAAGCGCUGGAAAUGGAACGAUCAGAUGCGAGAGAUCCUCUUCACCAUUGUUGCCAUCGAGGAUGCCAUCGUCGAGCUGCGCAACGAGAAGACCGAGCUGGAGAAGUCCACAGACAAAGCCAGCAACAUCACGUCUCGAAAAGCCCUGUACAAACGCCUUUCUGACCUUUGGCCCGAGGAAGGUUGGACUACGACCACCUAUAUUUCCCGAGAGAUGGGUCUUUACAAGCGCAAGGUCGAUCGUUACGUUCCGCAUGUCGAGGAAAUUGUUCCCGCCACUUGAGCGAACCUCACGUUCUGCUCUCCCGUGAUCAGCACAUCCAUCCAUUACCCCAUUCAUAGUGCGAAUGUAACCUUUCAAUGUAAUGUACCCUUCGUCUCUCUAAGUAGAAGACGUGCUCGAGAUGAUCUGCACUCCUUCCCGGCCUUUGGUCGACAAGUUGUUGUAGGCAAACAUUAAACCCACGUUGCCUGGCCCGAGCACACAUUCCCACUGCCCAACCCACCAUUUCGAAGCUCAGGCAUACGUAAGUGUGUCAGCCGAGGCUAAAUCAGUCAAAGUGGCAUCAUGAAGAUCGCAG